AACAGGUCAACAUCAUCGUCAUGAAAAUCUUUGUCUGCUUACUGGCCCUUGGCGCCGUUGCCCAUGCCGGCUUUAUUGGUGGAUCAGGAGGCGGCGGAGGCGACUCCCAUGGAUCCCAUGGUGGCGGCGGAGGUGGCGGUGGCUACAGCUAUGGCGGCGGCGGCGGUGGCGGUGGCGGACAUGAUCAUGGUGCUGCUGCUCCUGUGAAGGUCAUCAAAGUGAUCCACGAGAGUGCUCCCUCAGGAGGAGGAGGCGGCGGCUGGCAGUCAGGAGGUGGAGGCGGCGGCUGGCAGUCGGGAGGAGGAGGCGGCGGCGGUGGCUGGCAGUCGGGCGGCGGCGGCGGCGGCGGUCAGGAGAUCAAAAUCAUUAAGAUCAUCUCCCAGCAGGCGCCUUCCGGAGGACAUGGCGGUGGCGGCUGGUCCUCCGGCGGUGCCUCCAGUGGCGGCUGGUCCUCCGGCGGUGCUGGCGGCGGCGGCGGCGGCUGGGCCUCCGGUGGCGGCGGCGGCGGUGAAGCCUCCUCGGCUGUCAAGAUCAUCAAAAUCAUCUCCGAAUCGGAUUCUGGAGCUGGUGGUGGCGGCGGAUGGGCGCAGGGCGGUGGUCUGGCCGCCGGAUGGGCUCCAGCUGGUGGGUGGGCGCAGGGCGGCGGCGGCGGUGGCGGCAGCUGGUAA
Drosophila miranda is the source of this 668-nucleotide messenger RNA. Its product is annotated as loricrin. The transcript has a single exon. The record is from RefSeq and is a predicted model, not a curated record. The coding region runs from base 21 to 668 and encodes 215 amino acids. NCBI's taxonomy places the organism in Eukaryota, Metazoa, Arthropoda, Insecta, Diptera, Drosophilidae.